CACUUGCACUGGGUGGCCUACUGCGACUGUGGCGCCGUGACGAGGACGGCGGGUUGCGCGCGCAGCACCUCCGUCGCCUCCCGAUCCAGAGUCUCUGUUGCCAGGAAAACAGAGCGGCGCGCUUUCCGGCGCAGUCGCGGUGCGUCGCAGCUGUCAUGGCGGAGACCGUCUGGAGCACUGACACCGGGGAGGCAGUGUAUCGCUCCCGGGACCCCGUGCGCAACUUGCGCCUCCGGGUUCACCUGCAAAGAAUCACAUCAAGCAACUUUCUUCAUUAUCAGCCUGCUGCCGAGCUCUGGAAGGACCUCAUAGACUUGGCCACUUUUAGGCCUCAGCCAACUGCCAAGCAAGAAGUGGUGCUGGUUCGGCUCAAGCAUUUGACUCACUCUGUUGUCUUUGGAGGUGGACACCGCCCAGAGGAAGACGAAGAGGAGGAGAUUGUGAUUGGGUGGCAGGAGAAGCUCUUUAGCCAGUUUGAAGUAGAUCUGUACCAAAAUGAAGCAGCCUGUCAGAGUCCUUUGGAUUAUCAGUACCGUCAGGAGAUCCUGAAGCUGGAGAAUUCAGGUGGCAAGAAGAACCGACGAAUCUUUACCUACACUGACUCUGAUAGAUACACCAAUUUGGAGGAGCACUGUCAGAGAAUGACCACUGCAGCCAGCGAGGUGCCUUCAUUCUUGGUUGAGCGAAUGGCAAACGUCAGGCGGCGCCGGCAGGACAGACGAGGGAUGGAGGGCGGCAUCCUCAAGUCACGCCUUGUCACCUGGGAGCCCUCAGAAGAGUUCGUCAGGAACAACCAUGUCAUUAACACCCCUCUUCAGACAAUGCACAUCAUGGCAGACCUGGGGCCCUAUAAAAAGCUUGGCUAUAAGAAGUAUGAACACGUCCUGUGUACUCUGAAGGUGGAUAGCAAUGGUGUGAUCACAGUAAAGCCUGAUUUCACGGGCCUCAAAGGACCCUACAGGAUCGAGACAGAGGGAGAGAAGCAGGAGCUGUGGAAAUAUACAAUCGACAAUGUUUCCCCCCUCGCACAGCCAGAGGAGGAGGAGCGGGAACGGCGAGUGUUCAAGGAUCUUUAUGGCCGGCACAAGGAGUAUCUCAGCAGCCUCGUAGGCACUGACUUUGAGAUGACUGUCCCAGGUGCCCUCCGGCUCUUUGUAAAUGGAGAGGUAGUUUCAGCCCAAGGCUAUGAGUAUGACAAUCUCUACGUCCACUUCUUUGUGGAAUUGCCAACUACUCACUGGUCAAGCCCAGCAUUCCAGCAGCUCUCAGGAGUAACACAGACAUGCACCACCAAGUCCCUGGGAGUGGACAAGGUGGCUCACUUCUCCUACCCAUUCACAUUUGAAGCCUUCUUCCUCCAUGAGGAUGAAUCUUCUGAUGCACUCCCGGAGUGGCCUGUGCUCUACUGUGAGGUCCUCUCGCUGGACUUCUGGCAGAGGUACCGUGUGGAAGGCUAUGGGGCUGUGGUGCUGCCUGCCACUCCAGGCUCACACACCCUGACAGUCUCCACAUGGAGACCUGUGGAGCUUGGCAUGGUGGCUGAGCUGAGGAGGUUUUUCAUUGGCGGUUCUCUGGAACUGGAGGACCUCUCCUAUGUGCGGAUACCAGGAUCCUUCAAGGGGGAACGCCUGAGCCGCUUUGGACUCCGCACGGAGACCACAGGCACCGUCACCUUCCGCUUGCACUGUCUGCAGCAGUCCAGGGCCUUCAUGGAAUCGAGCUCCCUUCGGAAAAGGAUGCGGAGUGUGUUGGACCAUCUGGAAGGGUUUAGCCAGCAGAGUUCCAUUCACAAUGUGCUGGAGGCCUUCCGUCGAGCCCGGCGCCGCAUGCAGGAGGCCCGGGAAAGCCUCCCGCAGGACCUAGUGAGCCCCUCUGGAACCCUGGUCUCCUAGCUCACAGCAGCCCUGGGCCACAGUGCAAGAGGACAAGAUGGGGGAUAUUUGAGGCCAGUGCUCUCCUGCCUCUUCGUCUGUCUGAUUAGAGACCACGCUGGUCUGCUGGGAACCAGAAGAGCUGGGAAAUUCCUAGCUGGCCCCUCUGCCUAGCCUUCUGCAGGGUCUUCUCCCUACCCUGUGGAAAUAAAGCCAGAGACCCUGUGGCCCCCCCCUUCAUGUUUGCAGUCACUGUAAAUGGGCAUCACAGCAAGGCAGGCUUUUUGGUCUGAAGCUGUUUGGGGUGACCCCAUAGUGAGUGUGGCCUUUACUCACUUUUCUGGCUUGUCUCACAGUAGCAGGGGGAUGCAGGGAUCUGCUGUUCUCCAGCCUUUAAAAAUGGAGCCUUCCUUCUUGCAAGACCAAAGAAGGAAGGAAGGUGGGUGGUGAGAGGGGUCUUAAAUCCCCAGCCUGUGAGUCUUAGCCUCCUCUUUCCAGGGCAGCCUCAUUCUACUCCUUGGGGCUUGCUGAGGUUGAGAUAUGAGUUAUUUCUGAGUAGGUGAAGGUUGAAGGCAGUGCCGAGUCCUUUAUUCUAGCUGGUUGGUAUCUUUUACUGUGUUCUUUUUGUUUUUUGGGUUUUUUUCCAUAAACCCCUUUUAUUUUGACUGAUGUUCCGUUGGCUGUUUGUCUGCUCAGGUUGCUGGUAUGGCUGGGGUGUUCUUCUUAAUGUCAGGGCCCCUCCCAUGUGUGUCCUUCCCCUUUUCUGCCUUUCCCUACUCCACAGUGUUUCUUUGGGCUCUCCUAAUUCAGCCCCCAGGAGAGGCUUAGAUGGUUGUGCCAGUGUGCGUGUUAGCAGCACUUCUCUUCAACACCUGGAGCAAAGCAUGGAACUGAGGCCACGUCCUCCCUAGCCCAACACAGAAACAGCAGCCCCUGCCCUUAGCAGUGCUUUAUUGGUAGAAGCAGAGCAUGCUGCCCAGCCUCAGGCUCAGAGGAGGACUGUGGGGUGUCUGGAGGCUAGGACUGAGUGGUCUCUCAGUCACGGUGAGGGAGGGGAGGGAGGGCUGGGAAACAGUAGAAAGUGCUGUAAACCCUCCAGCUGACUUUUCUUGCUUGGGGUGCAAGACCACAUAGCUUGGCUCCCAAGCCUUUGCACGUGGCACUGAUUCAUAACCUAAUACCUAAGAGACUCCCACGGCGGGAAGGUCCAUUGCUGCUAGGAGUCCCCAGCUCUCACUCCCGGCUGGGGAACCCAGCUCUGAGCUGUAGCCAGCAGAAGCGUCAGCAGGCUGCAGUUGCUCCAGGGGGACAAGGCAGCUUUAUGGUCCUCCCCUUCUCCUUGUCUCCAAAAGUUGGAGGCUUGGGAUAGACUCCUGUGGAAGUAACAGAACGGAUAAGUGAGGAAUUUACUGGACAUUUAGAAAUGGAGCUGUUUUGGGGUAUUAGUGACCAAACUGAGGAUAGCUGGAUGCUCCUAAUUUCCUCGCCAAAGUCCUAGGGCCUGGGAUUGACUGUCGGUCCAGAAGCUAGUACAUUGGGAAGCCACUUGGAAAAAGUACUGUAUCCCUCGUGACAAGUUCUGUUUUCUCUGCUUAGAGACCUAAGAGGACUCAGCCGUCCAUCCAGGGAAGGAUAUGAGGGCCUAACCCAGCCCAGGGUGCUGGAGGUGGCCUCCCCUUACCUGCAGAAGCCUCAUGUCCCCCGCCAGGCUGACAGGUUCAACCUGGGGAUACGGCUGCAGCUCACAAAGCCCCGGGGAUAGAUGUUGGCUCUGAAGAUGUCCCUUGAAACCAUGGUGAUACCGGUAUUGUCACAUAUAAUUCGAGACAAGGAAAUUCUGCUCAGGGCCUCGCGCUGUCUUUUGGUGAAAACCCCUCGUUUCUCCCACCAGAACCUACCAGGCAGUCAAGAGAUGUGGGUGAAGGUUGGGGAGGAAUUACCUUGUAAUGAGCACCUGUUGUGUGCCAGGCACUUUACAUAUAUUAUUCCAUUCAGUUCUCACAAAAUUCCUGCAAGAUUGGAAUCUUAGAAAUGAAACAAAUUCAGUGGCCAAAUAAAUUGCCCAGUAUUCAGUGCACAGUAAUUUAAGUGGCCAGGGCUGGAUUUGAACUCAGGCAAUACCAACUCCAAAUAAGGAGUCAGGUCUUAAAUCACAAACUUAUUGGAGGGAAACCAGAUUUCGCCCUUUCUGCUCAUGUUUUCUGGGAUCUACCAACCCAGAACAGCGAGGCUGCCAGGCUACCUCCUGGGUUUAAGGUGACUCUGGCUCAGGCAAUGUGGGCCUUGCCUGGGUCAGUGUCUCUCUUCCUUUAACCCAGCUUUCCAGAGAAGAGCCUCCUGAUUUCAGAUCCUGUGAACUUGGAAGAAAUGAUAUUAAAAAGAGCAGUGAUCUUCAA
This is a messenger RNA of Chlorocebus sabaeus (green monkey), 4267 nucleotides long. RefSeq names its product MKS transition zone complex subunit 1 (gene MKS1). The record is from RefSeq and is a predicted model, not a curated record. Lineage: Eukaryota; Metazoa; Chordata; Mammalia; Primates; Cercopithecidae. Gene Ontology annotation, biological process: cilium assembly. Gene Ontology annotation, cellular component: MKS complex.